AUGGACGUGUCUGGAAGCAUGGACUUCGUUUUCAUAAGAUCUUCAAUGGAUACGCUCGUGCUUCUGUGUUCCCGUGCUGCUGCUGGGCAGGUGGCGCAUAUAACGGAGACCAAGGGGCAGAUCAAGCUGCGGUUCCGCACGGCAGCAGGCAAGGACGUGGUGAGCGUGCGCAAUUUCUCACUCACGCAGAAGACCAGCAAGAUGGAGUUCAAGGCCAUUGAGAGCGUGCUGCAGACAAUAAACAGUACUACGGGCGAGCGCGUGUCACUGAGCUACCGCUGUGCGGACAUGGACCGUGAGAUCCCGCUGCUGAUGGGCGUGCCCAAGGCGGUGCUGGAGAACGUGAUUUUUGUUCACCAGGACGACGCCAAUUGGCCCCUCGCUGAGCCCGCGCUGCUCAAGAAGAAGUUCGACGAUAUCUUCUCUGCAACUAAGUACACUAAGGCGCUGGAGGCACUGAAGAAGGUACACAAGGAGCAGGCGCAGCUUAUAAAGGAGAUGAAGCUCAAGGCGGAGAACCUCAGGAACAUACUCGACACGUCCUUGCGGCUACAGGAGGGCAUAAAGGCAGACUCAGGCCAGUCAGAGCGCCUGGUAGCGCAGAUUGAGAGGCUGGAGGGGCAGAUUGCAGAGCGGCGGGUGCGGCAGAGCGAGGUGGAGAGCUGUCUGGCGCGGUUGAGACAGCUGAAGGCGGAUUUGCAGACGCAAGAGGGGCGGCUGGAGCUGCUGUCGCGGCAGAAGGUGCAGCAGCGCGCCAACAUAGUGUCAGACAAUGAUGAGUCGGACGAGAAACUUGAAGAGUGGCGGCGGGAAUUUGAGGGCGUGGUGGCGAAGCUGGAGGGCAGCCUGGCGCGCACCACACGGGAACUGAGCGAGCUAAGGAUUCAGCAGGAGGCGGAGCGGGAGAGCAGCGAGCGGGACAGGCAGGUCGUCAGCCGGUUGCAAGUGGAGAAAGAGGUGCACGAGAGGGACUGCAACGAGCGAGACAGGUGCCUGCAGGAGCUCUUCUCCAAGCACGACCUCGGAGACAUAGGUCCCGUGCCCCUGGCAAGCGAUGAAGCAGUGGAGCUGGGCAGGCGCGCAGCUAAGAGGCUGACAGAGCUGCAGGAGCAGUGGGACGAGAUGAAGCGCGGGCAGCAGGAGAAGGAGCGGCGGCGGGGGGCGGAGAUUGAGGCUGCUGGGGGGGAGAUUGUGAAGGCGGAGGGUCAGCUGCAGAUGGCCCAGGAGAGAAAGAGGAGCAGUGAGGCGAGGAGGCAGCAGGUGAAGGAGGCGAUGGAGAGCAGCAGUGUGGACGAGGAUGGCAUGGCACGGCUGGAGCGAGAAGAGAAGAAAGCGAAAGCAGAGGCGGACAGACUCGCAACCAAGCUACGAGACCCCACACUCCUCUCCAAGCUGGAGGAUGCCAAAACGGACCUGAGCCGGCAGGAGCAGCGGCUCAAGGCGCUGCAGCGGGAGAAGGACAGCCUGGCGGCGGAGAGCAGCGAGAGGGUGACGCUGAGGCUGAAGCAGGAGGCGGUGAGGGACAAGGAGGCUCAGCUGAAGAAGCUGCUGGCGGAGAACAAGGGGCGGAUAGAGGAGCUUCUGGGAGGAGAGAUGCCGUCAGACACAAGCAAGCUGGUCCGGGAGGUUGAGAAGGCAAUCAGGGCUCAGCGAGUGGCUUAUGAGGAGGCUGAUGUGCAAGCCAAGGAGGCAGGCAACGAGGCAGCAGUGCAGCAGCUGCGGCUGGACCAUGCACGGAGCGAACUCAACAAAUACAGCAACGAGCUGGAUACCAAGCGGGUUCUGAUCCAGACGCGUCUGAGCAAGGCAGUGGACCCAUCACUUGCAGUGGACGAUUUGGAAAGAGUUCGGGGCGAGAAGAGAACAGCGCUGGAGGAAGCUACUGGGAAGUACAAGGCGUUUGUGGGAAUGAAGGAGUUUGUGGCACAGUUUGAGCAGCACGCUCGGCGCAAGCACUGCUGCCCCACGUGUGAGAGAGGCUUUACUCCAGCAGAGGAGGAAACGUUUGUGGAAAGAAUGAAGGAAAGGAACAGAGGCGCUGGAAACCAGGAGGAGGUGUUGAAACAGAAGCGCGAAGGGCUUGUGCAGCAGCUGGGGAUUCUGGAUGACCUGCAUCCUGUUUAUAACGAGUACAGGAAGUUGGUGGAUGAGCUGGUGCCACGUGCCAGGGUGGUAGUGGGCCACGUGGAGGAAGCUCAGAGCAAGGCCCAGGAAAACCAUGAGAAUGCCAUGCGCUCCCUGGCUGAUGUCAAUGCCGACCUGGCUGCUGUCGAAGAGAAGAGGUGGGGGGAAGCGGAGGUGGGGGGAAGCGGAGGUGGGGGGAAGCGGAGGUGGGGGGAAGCGGAGGUGCAGGAGCUGGAGUACCGCCUGGACACGCUCUCCCAGGCCAUGCGCUCAUUGGCGGAUGUCAAUGCUGACCUGGCUGCUGUGGAGGAGAAGAGUGGGGAGGCGGAGGUGCAGGAGCUGGAGUAUCGACUGGACACGCUCUCCCAGGCCAUGCGCUCGCUGGCUGAUGUCAAUGCUGACCUGGCUGCUGUCGAAGAGAAGAGGGAUGCAGCAGCAGGGGAUGUGGAGAGGCUGAGGGAGGAGCAUGCAGCACUGAAGGACGAGGCAGCAGCAGCCAGCAACAGGUGGCGGGGGGCGCGGGAGGAGAAGGCGCAGAUGGCUCUGAAAGUGGCACGGCGGCGGGAGAUGGAGGAGGAGGUGGGGCAGCUGGAGGUGGCGAUUGAAGGGAGCAAGCUGGAAAUACAGUCCCUUGCCAAUCUUCUCCCGUACUUGACUCACCCGGCUUCCCCCCGCUUCCCCCAAUCCUGCCAUCACCAGGCACUGGAGAGGAGCAUGGGGCCUCUGAGGAAGAAGCAUGGGGAGGCAGUGGAGGGGCGGAGGGUGUGGCGGGAGAAGGCAGGGGCGGAGGAGGCGGAGAUGCAGGGGCGGGUGAGAGGCAUGGAGAGGGACCUGGAUGGGUCGAGAGCGAUAUUCAAGAAGAUCGAGGAGUGA
This is a messenger RNA of Closterium sp. Yama58-4, 2997 nucleotides long. The record is from the annotation of a GenBank genome assembly. Lineage: Eukaryota; Viridiplantae; Streptophyta; Zygnematophyceae; Desmidiales; Closteriaceae.